UUGAAUGCAAAAUGCAAUACAAAAUAAGCAUUUGAUUUGCAUAACAAAACAUUUUGUUAAAGUUUAUUUUUUUUUCUACUGAAUCAAUUUUCAACAUAAACUUUUGGUGCCCAAAUUGACCGACACAUACUGAAUACAAUUGAAAUAAGAAAACAACAUUGAAUUGUCCUUCAUUUGUUUGUUUGUUUUAAAUGUUGACCACCACCCUGUUGUUAUUUGUAUUAUAUUCAAUAUAUAUCACAUUAACAUAUUGUUGUAUGUAGCCAUGAUCCUUGGUAGACCAAAAGUUCCAACAUGAGAAGAAAAAAAAACAAUAUUGCCAACGAUCAUAUGAUUGUGGCUACUGACAACAACAACAGCGACAUACUGAUAAGGCGUCUUAAUGAAUCUGAUGAUAAUGAUGACGAUGAUGGUGGUGGUGGUGGUGCUGGUGGUGAUGAUGAUAUUGAUGUUGAUGUUGAUGUUGAUGUUGAAUGGCACCAUAAGUCAUCAUUAUCAAAUGGAUCGAUGUACAUCUGCAGCCAAAUGAAUAACAGUGACAAGGUCAUAUUUCAAAGACAAUAUGUUCCAAUGUCUUGGACGAUGGUCAUCAUUAUACACCUGUUCUUUUGUUUGUUUUGUAUGUUCCAUCAACAGAUUACGAUAGCUUCAGCUUUGAUUCAUGAACAUCAUUCAUCCACUGUUUCUCCAUCACCACCAUCAUUAUCGAUUCAUGGCCAAACACAUUCGCCAACAGCGGCUAUCGUUCGUCGUUUGUAUUAUUCACCAUCAGCAUCAGGUCAACAACAUCAAUCACCAAUAUCUUCUCGUACCAAUCCUUAUCGUUCAAUGAUGCAUCUUAGUCAUUCUAAUAAUCAUCGUAUAGUGUCUACUGCUACAAGAAUUGUUGGAUCAUCAUCGAAAGGCGUGGCUAAAGUAACGCCCAUAUCGAUACAGUCACCGACGUUUGAUUCUACAAUUCGUUUGACUAGUCGUCCGACAUCAACGAUACUAAUGAACGACAAUAAUAAUAAAAAUAAUCGUUUGUUGCAGAAACCAUCCACCUCACUUAUACAAAUUCUUGAAGCAAUGGAUUCCAACAAUUCAAGCCAAGCAUCGACCAACACCACCACCACCACCACCACUACCACCACAACUGUUGGUCCGAUAAUCAAUACUAUUAAUCAGACUAGUCAUCGGCAUGGUAAAUCACUGCAAGAAAUAGCUUCAACUUCGACAACGACAACAGCUUCAAUUACGACAACAACGAAGACCCUACCACCAAUAAACAAUAGUAGCCAUUACAAUGAAAAUAUCAACAAUCUUUGUUUCCUGUCACAUGGUGGAUCAUCGGAAACAUUCACUGUCAAUGAAGCAGUCGAAAUCGAUUCUGUAAUCGGGACCAUCAAGGUGAUUGGCGAUGCUACAGACAAUGGAGAUAUUGAGCUUUCUAUAAUUGAUGACAAUGUUAAUAAUGAUGAUGAUGAUGUUGUUGUUAAUAAUAAUUCAACCGAUCAAUCCAGUAUUCCUAUUAGAAUUGAACCUGGAACUAAAAAAUUGAUUUUAGUACGAAAAUUAGACAAAGAAAGUGUGGAAGGAGAAUCCAGUGUCACCAUUGCUAUACGAUGUAGACCGAAACGAUUGUUAUUGGAUAAAAGGAAAUUGGCCAGAAAAUUAUCGUCAAAUGAUCAACAUGAAUCCAAUUGGAAUCGUGUUGAAAAACGAAUUGCCACCGAUGAAUCGAUUGAUCAAUCAUAUUUGGCAUACGAUACGAUUACCGAUACUACCAGUGAUGAUGACAUUAUUAUUCCAAUCAGAAUUCUGGUCACUGACGCUAAUGAUAAUAAACCAGAAUGGCAAGGCAACGUUCCGUACUCGGUUAACAUAAGUGAAAUGUCAUCGCCUGGUUCUGUCGUGUUAACUGGCAUUAGGGCCAUUGAUAACGAUCAACUUGGUCCAUAUUCGACGGUUGAAUAUUACGUUGAGCCUGGUCCAUAUUCUCAUCUGCUUCGAUUUGCUUCACCGUUGGAAGGAACGUUGCUUUUGGCUGCUCAACUCGAUUAUGAAACACUGCCAAAAUUCUGGGUGUCGAUUCGUGCUCAGGAUCAAGGAAAUCCACCCAACACGGCCGUUACAAAAGUGAACGUUCAAGUGAUUGAUGCAGACGAUCAGAAUCCACGAUUUGAAGUGGACAAAUACACUGCCAUAUUGGGUGAAGGACAAAUAACGGCACAUCCGCUUCAAGUGAAACCAAAACCAAUACGAGCUGAAGAUCCUGACCGAGCGAUACAAUCACAGAUUGUUUACGAAUUCAACUCGAAAGAUGAAGAUAGUCGUGAGAAUGCUUAUUUCAAAAUCAACGCUCAGACUGGCCAAGUUAGUUUGAAACGUCCGUUGCAUUCGUCAGUAGCACUACCAAUCACGUUGGUCAUCCGUGCGACUCAGCUGGAUAAUCGUGAUCGUUACGCUUUGACCACAUUGACCAUAGUGAGUAAACGAGAUCAAGUGAUGCCUGAAUUGCGUUUCUUGCAUAGCAAUUAUUCGACAUCACUUUUGGAGAGCACACCACCAGGCCAGGUGGUUUUGACCGUUCAAAGUAGUCGACCAGCCAGUACUUCCAACCAACCAUUACGAUUUCAGAUUCUCGAUGAUGAACAUGGCUAUUUUAGUAUCAAAAACAGUGGUGAGAUUGUCGUCAAUCGAAUGCUCGAUUAUGAAAAACAUCAUCGAUAUUCGUUCCGCGUGAUGGUUACCGAUGGUCUUCAAACCGACCUUGCACGUGUAACAAUUGACAUAAUCAACGUGAACGAACAUGACCCAGUGUUUGGUCAAUCGACCUAUGUGUUUCAUGUGAAUGAAGCUCGUCUUCGAUCAUCACCAGUGAUUGGUCAGAUGCAAGCCACUGAUGCCGAUGAUGGUGACCGUGUCCAAUUAUCAUUGUCUGGACCACAUGCUGCAGCAUUUGCUUUAUCCGCUGAUGGCACAUUACGACUUCGAAGUCUUCGUUUGGUCAACACAACCGAAUGUCAUAUGAUUGCUACAGCCACCGAUAGUGGAACACCAUCACGAAGUUCUUCUGCUUCAGUGGUGGUCAAAUUUGCUUCUGCAUUAUUAAAAUCAUUGGCUGGAAGAACAUUAGAAUCAUUGUUAUUUGAAUUAGAGCAUCAGACUGAUCUGUCAUCAUCGCCAGCCAUAUCACCUACUGCCGUCGAUAUUCUUCAACAUUCAUCGGCCAACAUAUUCUCGGCAUCCACAAAUUCAACUGCCCUCGUAUUGGUGAUAGUAUUGGGUGUUUUGCUUGGCACAUUAUUUAUAAUAAUCGUGGCUCUUACAUUGCACGUGCUAAAGAAUCGAAAAUAUGAAUCACGACGAUCAUCAAAUUGUUCGCCAGUCACGUUACAUCAACGUCACCAUAUUAGUUCAUCUUCUGCAUCAAGUGCAUCCUCUUCAUCGUCGUCGUCGGAUUUAUCGUUAUCCGGUGGUCACCACCACCAUCAUCAUCAUCAUCAUCCCCACCACGCUCAUCACCAGCACAUUCAACACCAGCAUCAUUGGCCAACCAAAGAUGAUUCACCUGAACGGUUGUUUUCGGCAAACAAAUCACUGUUUCAACCCACUGCCGUAUCAAUGGUCCGUUCGAACAAAGUUGUUCCAUUAGAUUCUAAUACUAGUAACAACGAUGAGUAUACAGAAGAUAUUGAUAGUAAUGCGAAAAAAUUGCUUGAAAACCUCAGCCCUGUUAAACGAUCCUUGACGACGACAACGACAACCAUGCCCAACAGUAAUAGCUCAAUCGAACAACCAGAUAGUGCCAUUUCAUCCGACAUUUCCUGUCAAUGGUCAGACAGUCAUAAGAUUAGCACUCAUUCUUCUCAAGCCAAUAAUUCUCGUUCGCAAUCGGAAUUUAAUUCCGAUUCUACCCAUUCUGAUAUAAACAUCAAUCCGAUUAGUACAUGCAGUCCGACUCCUGAUUCUAAUGCAUCGCGUAUAAGCGUAAUUCGGUGGCCACAAGGUUCUAUACCUAGAAGGGUGAAGAAAUUAACAUGGAAAGAUGAACAACGCAAUAACCAUCUGGAUCAGCUGUACACUAGCAAUUCAAUCGUGCAAGCACAGAUUCCAGUCAAAACAACCAAAACGAAAACAUUAAGCGGUCAUCUACUGACCGGUACGACAUCAUUGGCUACACCACCUUUAAUGAAUGGACAUGGUCAUUACCAUCUACAACAUCAUCAUCAUACGGGCAGUAAUAGCAGUAGCAGCGGAAGUUCAGCAAUAGCUUCAACAACCACAACGAUACGACAUCAUCAAACACCUCAUUAUCCUAUGGCUACAGCAUCAUUGGCCAUUGUGGACAAAUCAACAACAGGGACACAGUUCAAACAGCAGCAGCAGCAGCAGCAGCAGCCAAACGAUCCAACAGCUUUGCCCGAUUUGACUGUCUAUUUCUAGUUUGGUCAUUCUUUCACUCAAUUCAUUUGUUCAUUCAUUCAUUCAUUCAUUCAUUCAUCUUGUUGUGAUAUUUAUUAUUCCAUUUUAUACAAAUUCCACUUCAUCGGGCAAUCAAAAUCUAUCAUUAUGAUUUAGCCCAAGCCUUAGCACAUACACAUACACAUACACACACACACACACACACAUAUGCAAUACAAUGCUCUUUGUACAUAACAUUUUUAUCAUCAUCAUAAAUUCACAGUAAUAAAGUUACCAUUUUUUUCCAAAA
Dermatophagoides farinae (American house dust mite) is the source of this 4696-nucleotide messenger RNA. It is a transcript of the gene Cad96Cb, whose product is annotated as protocadherin Fat 4-like Cad96Ca. Gene Ontology annotation, molecular function: calcium ion binding. Gene Ontology annotation, cellular component: membrane. Lineage: Eukaryota; Metazoa; Arthropoda; Arachnida; Sarcoptiformes; Pyroglyphidae. Gene Ontology annotation, biological process: homophilic cell-cell adhesion. The record is from RefSeq and is a predicted model, not a curated record.